AUGCUGCUCCGUCGUGCUCUAUCUUCAACUCACUCUGGGAGUUGUUCUGUUCCCAACUCCCAUCCUCCUUCGAGUCGGGAUUCGGGUCCGCUAUCAUUUCCUGUUUCAUGCAAAUUUUCGCUGCUGGAUGGUGCUACCAAAGUGAGAUUGAACAGUGUGUCAUCUCGAAAAAUUAGAAUGGUUUCAGCAUCUAAUUGUGCUGGGAAUUCAAGCUUCAGUGUGGAGAAGACGAGAAAAGUAGUGGAGCAUCUAUGCCUACUCAAAACUAAGAAAGAUUUAACCGAGGCUGAGGAGAAGGAUAUGUUGGAUUAUCUGUAUACUUGCCAAUAUCAAAUGCGUGGAAUUGUUGCCAUCUCUGUGGGACGCAUCUCCAAUGAAAAUGUAGAAAACUAUACCCAUGUUGUUUUCAUGCGUUUCCAAAGAAAGGAAGAUGUUGCCAAGUUCUAUGAGAACCCAUUCUAUUUGGGAAUUCUCAAGGAGCAUGUAACGCCUCAUUGCAAUGAAAAGCUUUACAUAGAUUAUGAGUCUGAAGUUGAAGAUGAUAUCAUUCCUAUAUUUCUUAAAGGGGAGGAGUAUAACUAUGGUUUAGAGUUUCUUCAUCUUAUUGCAUUUGAUGAGAGUUCAUUUGGUGCCCCUGUGGAAGAUGCAUUGGCAUCUCUUGCUCGGCUGACCAAAAAAUUCCCAUCGUUAAUUGUCCAAUCCACUCAUGUAGUCAUAAGAUUCCGAUCAUCUGAGGCAUUUGAGUUAUUCAUGGAAAGCAAGGAAUACAAUGCCGUAACCUGGAGAUCGAAAUUGGAGACGAUAAUCAGAAGAUCACUUCCCAUCCAUUUCUCUGUUGACCCAGUGGGAGAAGAGGUUAUGUAG
Messenger RNA from Linum trigynum, 864 nucleotides. The record is from the annotation of a GenBank genome assembly. NCBI's taxonomy places the organism in Eukaryota, Viridiplantae, Streptophyta, Magnoliopsida, Malpighiales, Linaceae.